Molecule: messenger RNA, 1011 nt
Organism: Tarenaya hassleriana
Lineage: Eukaryota; Viridiplantae; Streptophyta; Magnoliopsida; Brassicales; Cleomaceae
Product: photosystem II 22 kDa protein, chloroplastic
Exons: 4
Coding region: 75-890 (271 amino acids)
Source: RefSeq, a predicted model, not a curated record
ACAUCGAUCAAACCCAACAUUGAACUUCUUCUUCUUCUUGAGAUCUCACAAAAUAAACACGCAGUUAGCAAAGUAUGGCGCAAACCAUGUUGCUGACUUCCGGUGUCUCGGCCGGUUCUCUCCUAAACCAUAACCGGAACCCUCUCUCAGGCCCCGAACUCCGACCUCGUCACGGCCUCUUCUCCUCCGCGGAUUCUCCGGCUUUGCCCUCCCGUAGACUGUCAUCUCCGGCCUUAGUUCCUCUUGCCAUCUUCAAGCCCAAGACCAAAGCUGCUCCCGCCAAAAAGGCUCCGCCUCCGAAGCCGAAGGUGGAAGACGGAAUCUUCGGGACAUCAGGAGGUAUCGGUUUCACUAAGCAGAACGAGCUCUUUGUCGGCCGUGUUGCCAUGAUCGGUUUCGCCGCGUCGUUGCUGGGGGAAGCGGUAACGGGGAAAGGAAUAUUGGCGCAGUUGAAUCUGGAAACAGGAAUACCGAUAUACGAAGCAGAGCCAUUGUUGCUCUUCUUCAUAUUGUUUACUUUGCUCGGAGCGAUCGGAGCUCUCGGAGAUAGAGGUCAGUUUGUGGACGAUCCUCCCACCGGCCUCGACAAGGCCGUUAUCCCUCCCGGCAAAAGCUUCCGCUCCGCCAUCGGCCUCCCUGAACAAGGUCCAUUGUUCGGGUUCACGAAGGCGAACGAGCUAUUCGUGGGGAGAUUGGCGCAGUUGGGGAUAGCGUUCUCGUUGAUAGGAGAGAUCAUUACGGGGAAAGGAGCGUUGGCUCAACUCAACUUCGAGACCGGAAUUCCCAUCACCGAGAUCGAACCCAUUGUUUUGUUCAAUGUCGCCUUUUUCUUCUUCGCAGCCAUUAAUCCCGGGACAGGAAAGUUCAUCACCGACGACGAAGAAGAUUGAUUGAAAUCUGGUAGAGAGCUUCAUGUGAUGGAGUCUGAAAAUGUUUGUAAUCUGUUUUAUCCAAUUAGUGUGAUAUUAAAAACAAGAAAUACCCCUUCUAAUUAUUUUAAAAUUUCUCAUA